GGCCGUCCCCGACGUCGUCCAUCCACGUGUACACACAGCGGGAGGUGUACGGCACUGUCGGCUCCCACGUCACCCUCUCCUGCAGCUUCUGGUCCAGUGAGUGGAUCUCCGAGGACAUCUCCAUCACCUGGCACUUCCAAGCCGAGGGCUCCCGCGACAGCAUCUCCAUAUUCCACUACGCCAAGGGCCAGCCCUACAUCGAUGACGUGGGCAGCUUCAAGGAGCGGAUGGAGUGGGUGGGCAACCCCCAACGCAAAGAUGGCUCCAUCGUCAUCCACAACCUGGACUAUACUGACAACGGCACCUUCACCUGCGACGUCAAGAAUCCCCCUGACAUCGUGGGCAAGUCCUCCCAGGUCACGCUCUACGUCUUUUUUGGCACUGUGCCCACCCGCUACGGCGUCGUGCUGGGCUCUAUCAUCGGCGGGGCUCUGCUGCUGGUGGCCAUAGUGGUGGCUCUCAUCUAU
Cariama cristata (Red-legged seriema) is the source of this 467-nucleotide messenger RNA. RefSeq names its product myelin protein zero (gene MPZ). The record is from RefSeq and is a predicted model, not a curated record. The transcript has 3 exons. Lineage: Eukaryota; Metazoa; Chordata; Aves; Cariamiformes; Cariamidae. Gene Ontology annotation, cellular component: membrane. Gene Ontology annotation, biological process: myelination. The annotation marks the transcript as partial.